ACUCCGCUACCACCAACUUCUCAUUCUCUGCCGCCGAGUUCCGCCACCAUGAAGAAGUUUUUCAGCAGCGGGUUCAUGAAAAAGAAGCUCUACCGUCGGAUCUUUUGGGGAGUCCUCAUCUUCCUAGGCCUCCUCCUCCUGACCAUCCUGAUAAUCUACCUCGUCCUCCUCCCAUCGAAGCCGUCCUUCGUGCUCCAGGACGCCUCCGUCGUGCAGCUGAAGGCCACCGGCCCCGGCCUCAUCACCUCCUCCAUCCAGGCGACAAUCGUCUCCCACAACUCCAACAACCGCGUCGGCAUCUUCUACGACCGCCUCGAUGCCCAUGUCGUCUACCUCAACCAGCAGAUCACCCCGCCCGUGCCGCUUCCGCAGACCCAUCAGUCCCCCGACGAGUCCAGCGUCUGGACAAAGCUCAUUUGCGGCACCGACGUGCCCGCCGCCCCCUACGUGGUCGCCUCCAUCCAGCAGGCACCCAGCUACGCCUCCGGCUACCUCUCCGUCCGCAUUUUCGGCAAGCUCCGGUGGCAGGUCGGCAGCUGGACGUCCGGCCACUACGGCUUCCACGUCGAGUGCAAUGCCUACCUCCCCCUCUUGAGCGGUCAAGGGCCCCAUAACUUUCUCCCAUCCUACCCCUGCGGCACCGACGUGUGGUCGCAGCCAUGACGUCUCCUCCUCAGUCAUCUCCCUCUUCUUUUUCCUACUUUAUAGGGCCAUUUUUUAUCAAAGAAAAGUGGUGAACGGAGGUAAAGAAUAAUGUAUAGUCUACUUUUUCUUGUUCUUUGCAAUCGGCAUAUUUCAGGCUUUUUGAUGGA
Molecule: messenger RNA, 812 nt
Organism: Nymphaea colorata (pocket water lily)
Lineage: Eukaryota; Viridiplantae; Streptophyta; Magnoliopsida; Nymphaeales; Nymphaeaceae
Product: NDR1/HIN1-like protein 1
Exons: 1
Coding region: 49-663 (204 amino acids)
Biological process (GO): defense response to other organism
Source: RefSeq, a predicted model, not a curated record